GUUUCCGGUUAGUGCGGGGCUGGUCGAUAUCAAAUUGCCUUGAACGGGUGCUCGUUAGCAUGCCAUCAUUGUUGCGAUCACCGCGUCGUUAUCUGGCCAUUUAUCUACAAUCUACCGAUCUCCGGUUCAAUCUAUAUCUGAUACAUACUGUCUAAUUAAUCUGCUGGUCGCCCUUGUUCCACCCUCUCCUAUCACGUUCCUUACCACUUACCCGAACGUCACCCCAGCAGCCGACCACCAACAACAUCAUGGAACAUUCCUCCGCACCCAAUAACGCCGCCCUGUACGAUGCGCGGAGACGGAGAGGCUCGGUCGGAACGUCGCAACUAUUUGACAACAUCGUCUCCGCUUCCAACUUCGACAGAGAUGAGGUUGACCGACUGCGCAAGCGAUUCAUGAAACUGGAUAAGGACAGCUCGGGUACAAUUGAUCGCGAUGAAUUCCUUUCCCUUCCCCAAGUGUCAUCCAACCCCCUGGCAACGAGAAUGAUCGCGAUCUUCGACGAAGACGGUGGCGGUGACGUCGACUUCCAAGAAUUCGUUUCAGGUCUCUCGGCCUUCUCGUCUAAGGGUAACAAGGAAGAAAAGCUUCGCUUCGCAUUCAAGGUCUACGAUAUCGAUCGCGACGGGUACAUCUCUAACGGAGAGCUGUUCAUCGUAUUAAAGAUGAUGGUUGGAAACAACCUGAAAGACGUGCAGCUGCAGCAGAUCGUCGAUAAGACGAUCAUGGAGGCGGAUAAAGAUCAAGAUGGAAAGAUCAGUUUUGAGGAGUUUACGGAUAUGGUGGAGAAUACGGAUGUCAGUUUGAGUAUGACGCUGAGCCAGAUUUAGGUGUUGGACAUUGGGAUUGUUUGAGUUUCUUGUUCUUUGUUAUCAGCCUCGCCGACAUGUGCUGGUCGAUUGGAUCUCGUCGACAUGAUAUGAUAAUGAUAGCGAUGAC
Aspergillus caelatus is the source of this 939-nucleotide messenger RNA. RefSeq names its product calcineurin regulatory subunit B (gene cnaB). Bases 249 to 830 code for a protein of 193 amino acids. The record is from RefSeq and is a predicted model, not a curated record. Lineage: Eukaryota; Fungi; Ascomycota; Eurotiomycetes; Eurotiales; Aspergillaceae. Gene Ontology annotation, molecular function: calcium-dependent protein serine/threonine phosphatase regulator activity; calcium ion binding. The transcript has 5 exons.